UUAGAAAGUUCAGCGGACGGAAUCAAGAAAACUUUUCUGAGAUUUUAAGUAAUUGUCGAGUUUGUGUCAUCACUCCAAUGUCCCUCGAUAACUACCUGAGAGAUUACGCUUUGUCCCUGGAUGUAUUUUCAAUGCUUGUGUUUGACGAGUGUCAUCACACACGCAGAAAUGAACCUUACAACCAAAUUAUGGCACGCUACCGAAAAUUAUACAAAGAGGGCGGUAGAUCACCACAGAUUAUUGGCCUGACAGCGUCUAUUGGGACUGAGAGGGCACAGAGCGUGGCUGAUGCAGAGGAGAGUAUCAUCCAACUUAUGGCGCGAAUGAAUGUUACUAAGAUCGCUACUCCAAAGGUCUACGAAAAGGAGUACAAGAAAUAUGUUCCAGAUCCUUUUAAAUGUACAGAGGUGAUGAGAGACCGAAAGGUUGAUCCGAUCAGAGAUACCAUACAGCGCGCUAUGGAACGGCUUGAAAAAUGGCUCUUCGGUAAAUUACUUGAUGUGGACACCGGGGAUGUGCACAAGGUGUUGAGAGAGAUACCUGAAACGCAGCGAACGGAGCAACAAUAUCAAACCUGGUUGUCUUCCUUACAGAAUGUUCUCCCCCUCAGUAAACAACUAACCUGCAACCUGAUACAACAGGCCAUUGUAAUAACAGACCAUUUGACUAUGUACCAGAACGCCCUCAGUUGUAACUAUAUUCUCUGUAUGAGGGACGUAUUGACGCAACUGUACCUCUCGUCACUGAAGUAUGGAAUAUUAGAAAGAGAGAAACACAAUGCUGUAGUCCUAUGUAGCGCACGCGAAGGCAGUCCAAAAGAAGUCAGUAUGGAAAAAGACAACACAGAUUUGACGGUUGUCAGUCUGUACAAAGAUGUCAUAAAUGAAUUGGAAUGCCUCUCAACGAACCCGAUUUACGAGAAUCCAAACAUCAUUCGUCUUCAGGAGAUGGUGGAUGAAAACUUUAGAGAGAAUGGAAAGGAUUCAAUAUUCAUGGUGUUUGUAGAAACAAAAGCAUCUGCAAUAGCCGUUUCAAAAUACCUUACAGAAAAAUCAUCCUUUGCGAAAUGUGAGCACCUAAUAAGUUCCAGGUCAACAUCGGAAUACAAGGAAAAACAAUCCCAAGCCGAGCAAAGCCGAGUGCUCAAGCGACUCUCAGAUAAAAAGCUCAAUGGUAUCGUAGCGACCCAGGUGGCCGAGGAGCGAUUAGACAUACCUGCCUGUAACUUCGUCAUUCGUUACAACAAUACCAGGAACGAGAUAUCCACUGUACAGAUUGCAGGAAGGAGUAGAGCAAAACAGGGGAAAAUCACAGACUUUGCAAAUACAGUGAAGCAGAGACAAGAGGAGAUGAACGUAAUUAGAUUGACACUGAUGAACGACGGCUUAAGGAAAAUUAUGGCUAAGUCAGACGAAGAUCUAGAGGCUGCGGUCAGACAGCGCAUGCGCACUAUCACUGAAAAAGAGGCUGAAAACGAGCGAGCGAAAGAGCUCCAUAAAAAGAGUAAGAAGGAAGGCAACUUUACACUGCGAUGUGGGGAAUGUCAGGAGACUGCAGUGUCUAGCUGUGGCAUACGAUGUUACAUGGGAUCCCAAUAUGUAGUCAUAGAUAAAGAGUUCUACAAAAAGAUAAUACGUCGGCCUUCCGAUAAAGUGGCUAGGUAUGACAAUCUGGAAUUAAGGGAUAAAAUAAGCUGUAAAAAAUGUAAACGUAACUGGGGGGAUUGGGCCUGCUUUAAAAGUAACGUCUUCUGUGUAAUAUUGACGAUUAAGAACUUCAUUGUCAGGGAUAACAACAAGAAAGAGGACCAUCAUAGAAAACCUUGGUCAAAACUUCCCUUCAAGGUACAACCCAUGAGCGAGGAUGAGUUUUCUGCUCUUGAAGGGUUUGAGGAACUUACAGAAUAUACCCAUGAUUGAUGAUAGGGUACGUUAUUAUAUGACAUUACGGCACAUGCUGUACGAAAAGUAGUCAUGAUUCCUUACUUUUAUCCUAACUUUAGUGGUUCUAUGACAAUGGAUACAAGAACAAUAGCUUAACGGAUCAGUGAAACAUAUGCAAGUCAGUAGUAUGUACGAAUUUCAGUAACUUCAUAUCAUAGCAACUGUAUUUGACUUUUAUGAUGUGCAUCAAAUCUAUUGCUAUUACUAUCAUUCCAUUAUGAUUAUGAAUAUGAUUCUGAAUUGUUAAUGAGAUGCCAAAAUUAGAAUGUAAUCAUCACCUGAAUUGUGGAUUUCAGCGUGUGUUAACAAAUAACUGAAUCUCGUGUAGAGUGGAAGCCAGUGAACAAUAUUCCAUCAUAACAGUUUGGAACUUAAGGCCAAAACAUAUGUUCAGUUAUAUUACAACUUGGACGUGAAAUAUAAAUAUAUAUCCCGAACCAGGUUAACUAAAGCACCAAAAGAGAUACAUAUAUUCGAAAUAUUAAUCCAACUCGCAAGGUCACAUAGUUGAAAUUAUAUUACUACCGUAAACGUAGAGUCUAUAAUAAUGCUUAUAAAGCAAAUAAAACAGAGGAUACAAUGGUAGAUUAAUACAAGACCAAAACACAAAUUAAAUAAACUAGUAAUUUUAUGCAUUUCAUUCUGAGGGCAAAUUUAAAUAUAUCAUUAUAGUCAAUGAGAAAAUAUUCCUCAUUGUCAAAAAUAGGUCCGAUAACAUGUCUAGGUGAGAGGUGAGAAACAGAGACAUUACCUUAAAAUAUCAAAAUUUGUAAUCCGUGCUGGACUAUCUUAUUUACCCUUCCCCAGACAGGUUUUAUAAGUGACGGAUCAAUUAGAAAAGAAUAUCCGUCUCUUUUGCGUUAUUUAAUACAAUACUAAAGAGAAAACAUGCCAGGUGUUUUGGUUCUAACCAUUUUUAAAAAGACAUUUGAUUCAGUGUCUUUGUCUUUUAUUCAAUAGGUGGUGUAUGUCUAACUUAAUGAUAAUAUAGGUAGUCAAAUUUGUUUGGCUGUUACUGUAAGAUAUUUUCCUUUCCGUAGAGGCUAUUAUAGCAACUCAGUCUCCCCUUAUCUAUUAUCAUUUGCGCCCAUGACCAUCAUGUUAAAAGUAAGAAUAAGAAUUGUAUACAAUGCAUGAAAAAUGUUAAGUCUCAUUAUUCUUGAUAUGCUAGAUUUUCUAUGAUUUCUUUAGAUUUUCAUGUCAAGCACAAUAAAACGGAGGAAAACAGUUUUUUUAACGUCCUAUUAACAGUCUGUACAACAUCCUGUCUAGUGAAACUGACCAUGUCUAAUAUCAUUUCUGUAUAGUAAUAAUUAAUCAUUUGUUGCAAUGUGUGUACCAUAAACUUUAUCUCUCACACACAUACAUGCUCACAUUUGUACAUAUGGUUGAAUACAACACAGUUCUUUAUAACAGAAUAUUCUUUUUCAUCUUUAUGUAAAUUACUCUUUACCAUGUUAUUCUAGUUGCAUAACAUUUUGUUUUACCACAAGUUCUUAGUAAUUUUUAUGAAAAAAAAAAUAUUAAAAGAUUAGAAGAACAGCACAGGCUAGCGUCAUGAUAACAGCCUUCAUAGGCUCAACACGUAGUCCAAGUGAUAGACAAGGAAAUAUCCUUUUCAGUAUUCCGAAUGUCUGCUCAAUCUUAACUCUGGUCUUACACAAAGCAUCGUUAUAUUUAAUUUCUGAUUGGGUAAAUGGAUGGUUAUAUGGUGUCAUCAGAAAAGUAGUGCAUGGAUAUCCAGAGUCACCUAGCAACAUUCAGUUAUAGCUACCUGUAAUAUAAAUAUGCAUAAUUGUUUCAGGUCAGAAUGAAUUUAUACUUAUUUGUGUAAUGAUUUCACACAGGAAAUCAUUAUUAUAAUUAGCAGUUUAUCAAUUACUAGUUAUAAUAUAAAACAAAUGGUUGAGUAGUGCAAUUACAUAAUUAAUAUAGCUUAUCAAAAUAAUGACAAGAGUGUAAAUUGUGGAAUGAAAGAAAAAAUGAUAAUUAUAUCAGUCACAUGCACUAAGAAAUUACCUACAAUGCAGUUCAUAAGAAUUGGUUUUACUCGUUCAUACAUAUAUGAUGUCAUAUUGUAUGAUAGGAAUGUACUCCUGUAGACAGGAAUGUACAAGAAUGUAAUCUGUACAAGAAUGUAAUAAUACAGUUUUAUUAUAGGGCAUUUCAAAACUUCCAUGUUAUUUGCCAUUUUCAAAUUUGAAUCCUAAAAUGUAUGACAAUUGAAUUUAUAAAGUAAAAUGUUUAAAUAGUUAAAGAAUUGGCAUCACAGUAUUUAUAGUAUACACAUGUACAUGCACAAUUCUUGUAUCAUAGAUCAUCAUUGAUGUGCAUUUUGUAUUAUGUGUAUGGACUACAUAACCAUAAUUGAAAAGUAUAUAUGUUUACGUAUGUACUUCUAUGGAACAUAAUAAUUCAUGUGCAUAUCAUGAUUAUAAUGCUUUACUGUGAACAUACCAAGUAUACUUGUAAUUCUUUAUGAGUUUGUUAUGUUUUUGUUGACACUUUUUGUGUAUACUAUCUGUGUACAUUUUUUUUUAUCAAGUAUAGAUAUAUGCAUAAACUGAAAUCAUAAAUUAUCCUUUGUCCACUUUCAUGUAAUCUUAAUUAGCUGUCAUGACCUAGCCAAAAUAUAUCUGCAGGCCAAUAUCACAUUUUAACUUGCCUAUUUGAAUCAAUUUGUCACUAAAUUAUUUUGAGCAUAUAUUUAAGCAUGUUUUGUGAAUAGGUAGACUAUAUAUUUUUUUUUUCGCAUGAGUAAUAUGAAUUGACGCAUAUUUCAAGGAACAGAGGCCUAGGUCAAACACGAGACAAAAAUAUUGAUUUCAAAUUAUUUUCAAUAUAACUGGAGUUGUAAUAUCCAUGCUCUUAUAUAUGUAAUUGACUGUAGUCUACAAUAGUGGGAUUUAUACCAGACUUAUAUUUGCAAAUCAUAAACUUGAUUAUGUAUUUUAUUCAAAUGAAAUUAAAAUGUUAAGUUCUAAGUUCAAAUUCCAAAAUAAUAUGUCUUUUCUUAUUUUAACUUGUUGAUAAUUUAUUUAACUUAUUUGAAUGAUUUAUAGAUAAAUUCAGAGGCAAAUAUAUGUAAAUCAAAAUAAUGACUUCUGUUGAAUUUGAAUACUGUUAACAUGCUAUGCUUAAUAAAAACAUAUUUUUUUUGUUAUGAAUUUAAUAUGA
Molecule: messenger RNA, 5120 nt
Organism: Pecten maximus
Lineage: Eukaryota; Metazoa; Mollusca; Bivalvia; Pectinida; Pectinidae
Product: interferon-induced helicase C domain-containing protein 1-like
Exons: 8
Coding region: 78-1919 (613 amino acids)
Cellular component (GO): cytoplasm
Source: RefSeq, a predicted model, not a curated record